Tarenaya hassleriana is the source of this 2588-nucleotide messenger RNA. Its product is annotated as WEB family protein At5g55860-like. The transcript is spliced from 4 exons. The record is from RefSeq and is a predicted model, not a curated record. Bases 447 to 2411 code for a protein of 654 amino acids. Lineage: Eukaryota; Viridiplantae; Streptophyta; Magnoliopsida; Brassicales; Cleomaceae.
CUCCCUCUCUCUCUCUCCACUGACUUUGCUGAUACAGAGAAAGUUUCCUUCUUUCAAAAUUUUCAAACUUCAUCUCUCCCGAAGCUCGGAACAUUUUUCCGUCGUCUUUCUCUUAUCGAUUCUAUACUCAGGCGUUGUUCUUCGGAGAGACCCGUGGUGUCCAUUUCCCGAUUAAAAAGCUUUCCUCUGUUUCUCUCUCUUUUUUCUCCGCGAGAGGGAAACAGUCUCUUCCAGAUUCUCUCCGAGACUUUCUUGUAGAACAUGGAUUUCUUGUUUCUGGGUUUCGUUUUUGGGGUCGAAAGACGAUAACUUUCCGGGAAAGAAGACGAAUAUCGGAAGCAAAUCGAUACUGGUCGUCACCGGUUCUGAGAUAUUUCCGUCGGCUUGAAGCGUGAGAAAAGAUUUUUAAUCUUGGAUUGGUCUGAGGCAUCAUAAGGAAAUGCAAAAUGGUUGCUAAGGGAGGCCGGAAUUCGACGGGAUCUUCCAAGGUGGAGGUCGGGGAGAUAGACACAAGCGCACCUUUUCAAUCUGUUAAAGACGCGGUUACUCUUUUCGGCGAAAGUGCUCACUCGGGUGAGAAAUCCUUCAUCAGAAAAUCGGAUCCUCAAUCUGCAGAGAAGGUUUUGGCUAAGGAAGCUCGUACAGAAAUAUCCCGAAAGUCCACCAAUCAACUGCACUUCCAUGCCCUUCACAAUGCCGAGACAACGAAAGAGGAAGCCCUGGCUGAGCUCGAACAAGCUAAAAGAACAGUUGAUGAUCUUUCUCACAAGCUGAAAGUGGCCAAUGACUCGAGAGAUUCAGCAAUUAUGGCGACAGAUGCUGCAAAGAGUCGAGUGAAAGAAAUCGAGGAAGCAAAAUCAGGAAGUGUUUCCCAGUCCAAUGAUGCUCAAAAGCAGGACAUAGAAAAUGUCAUGGAACAGCAACGGGCAGUGAUUAGUGAGCUUGAUAUCGCGAAGCAAGAACUGAGAAAAAUCCGUCAGGAUUCAAAUGAGAUUUCUGCGACAAAGACUUGCGCUAUAAACAUGGUAGAGGAAGCUAAGAAAGUGGUUGAAGCUAACUCAGAGAAGAUUAGAGAGCUCAGGAAGGAAAUUUCAGAUGCUAAUGAAUCUGUUGAACAGAUGAAGCUUGCGUGUUUGCAAGUGCAGAGAGAGCAAACUCAAAUAUUUGCAGAGAAGGAUCUUCAAAAGCAAUCUUACAGGGCUGGCAUGGAAGAGUCAGCAAAGAAGUUACUCGAUUUGAAGAACGGGUUUGACCCUGAACUUGCAAAAAAGCUUGAAUUGAAGCUGGCUGAAACAUAUGACGAAAUCAGCUCGUUUCAGAAGCAAAUGGAGAAUGCAAAAGCAUCAGAUAUGGAUUCUGUGAGGAGUGUGACAGUGGAAUUGAUUGAUGCAAAGGAGUCGCUUAAGAAACUCGUUGAAGAAGAGAAAUCCUCUAAAGAGCUGGUGGAGUCUCUGAAAACAGAACUGGAAAAUGUGAAGACGGAACAUGAUGAGCUAAAGACGAAGGAAGCUGAAACAGAAUCCAUGGCCGGAAAUCUUCAUCUCAAGCUAAGGAAAAGCGAAAGCGAGCUUGAAGCAUGUCUUGCAGAGGAAUCUAAUACAAAGGCUGCGUUUGAAGACAUGAUGUCAACCCUCAAUCAAUUAUCUUCCGAGACGGAAACUGCCCAGCGAGAAUCUGAAGAAAUGAGAAUCAAGGCCGAGGAGUUGAGAAAGGAAGCAGAAGCUGCACAUGUUGCGCUCGAAGAUGCAGAGCUAAAUCUUAGGGUUGCUCUAGACGAAGUAGAAGAAGCAAAAGCUGCAGAGACAAGAUCCCUCAAACAAAUAAAAUCUGUGUCUGAAAAAACCACUGCAGCACGUUAUUCAACACCUGAAUCCGGUGGCCAGAUCACAAUGUCCCGGGAAGAGUACGAAUCAUUGAGCAGAAAAGUCGAGGAAUCUGAUAGGUUAGCCGAGAUGAAAGUGGCAGCUGCAUUGGCCCAGGUGGAGGCAGUGAGAGCUAGCGAAAACGAGGCAUUGAAGAAGUUAGAGAUAACCCGAAAGGAUAUCGAGGAGUUAAAAGCUGCAACAGAAGAGGCACUGAAGAAGGCAGAGAUGGCUGAGUCGGCCAAGAAAGCGGUGGAAGGAGAACUCAGGAGAUGGCGGGAAAGAGAGCAGAAGAAGGCAGCCGAAGCUGCGGCUAGGAUUCUUGCAGAAGCCGAGAAAGUAGCCAUGGAAUCAUCGCCCCGCCAUUACAGAGCCACGGCACAGAAGCCCGCAGAGAGAAAGGUUGAGAUCCGAAAACUGGAAAAGACGAGAACUUCAGUGGUCUCAAAGAAAGUGCUUCUACCGAAUCUAAGUGGAAUCUUUCACAGGAAGAAGAAUCAAAUGGAUGGAGGAUCUCCUUCUUAUCUUCCCGGGGAGGAACCCUUCUGAGGUUGCUAACCAUUUUCCGGUUUCUCGUAAAUUUGAGUCAGAGACAUUUAGGUUGUGUUAUUUGGUUACUACUUGUGGUCAUGAAGGUGAGCUUCUUUCUUGCAUAAGCUUCAACUUUGUGUGUGACGAAAAAACAAAACAAUGGGAAAAGAAAAGAUCGAAACUUUGUGUCGGAAA